This is a messenger RNA of Exophiala oligosperma, 555 nucleotides long. RefSeq names its product 3-hydroxyanthranilate 3,4-dioxygenase. NCBI's taxonomy places the organism in Eukaryota, Fungi, Ascomycota, Eurotiomycetes, Chaetothyriales, Herpotrichiellaceae. The transcript has 3 exons. Bases 1 to 555 code for a protein of 184 amino acids. Gene Ontology annotation, cellular component: cytoplasm. The record is from RefSeq and is a predicted model, not a curated record. Gene Ontology annotation, molecular function: iron ion binding; 3-hydroxyanthranilate 3,4-dioxygenase activity. Gene Ontology annotation, biological process: 'de novo' NAD+ biosynthetic process from L-tryptophan; quinolinate metabolic process.
AUGGCGGCGGCAGCAGCAUUACCCUCAAUGCCCAGGGCCAUUCCCCUCGACCUUGGGAAGUGGAUAGCUGCGAACAACGAUAAACUUCAGCCUCCAGUGAGCAACUACUGUUUAUACUCUGGGGAAGACUUUACACUCAUGAUCGUGGGAGGGCCGAAUUCUCGCAACGACUUCCACGCAGUGAAUGAGACGGAAGAAUGGUUCUAUCAGAUCAAAGGGGACAUGACCCUGCGCCUCGUGGAUCAUGGAGAGAUCAGGGACAUGACCAUCAAAGAAGGCGAAAUGUUUCUCGUGCCAGGCAACACGCCUCACAGUCCCAUCCGAUACGCGGACACUUAUGGGCUCGUGAUGGAGAGGAGGCGGCCUGAGGGGAGUGUCGACCGUCUGCAAUGGUACUGCUCAAAGGGUCACCAUGACAAGCUUACCAUGAUUCGGGAAGACUCUUUCCACUGUACCGAUCUGGGAAAGCAACUGGUGGCUCCGAUAAAUGCUUGGAAGUCAGAUGAGAACAAUCGGAGGUGCCCCGAGUGUGGCCAGGUCGAGGAUCCUCAGUAG